Mauremys mutica (yellowpond turtle) is the source of this 2869-nucleotide messenger RNA. RefSeq names its product ADP-ribosyl cyclase/cyclic ADP-ribose hydrolase 1-like. The transcript is spliced from 8 exons. Bases 83 to 1000 code for a protein of 305 amino acids. Gene Ontology annotation, cellular component: plasma membrane. The record is from RefSeq and is a predicted model, not a curated record. NCBI's taxonomy places the organism in Eukaryota, Metazoa, Chordata, Testudines, Geoemydidae. Gene Ontology annotation, molecular function: phosphorus-oxygen lyase activity; NAD+ nucleosidase activity. Gene Ontology annotation, biological process: positive regulation of B cell proliferation.
UGCCGUAGGGCACAUUAAAAAGCUACUUUUCUGUCGUGACCGGGAGAGCAGUUGCUGCUGCUGUUCACAAACUUAAUCUACGAUGCCCUUGCAAAACAGGUCCUCCAAGACUCGGCAGCGUACCAUCCUUUUAGUGGUCAUCAUGGUCCUGAUAGUGACAAUUGUUGCUGUGCUGGCUGCUGUGCUGUUGGCAAAUGGAACGAAAGAGACUAGCAUGCAGCUGCUACAGUGGAAAGGCACAGGGACCACUAAAAAUCUGCAAGAAGUCAUCCUCGGGAGGUGUUAUAACUACAUCACAACAGUGAACCCUGAGCUGAGAGACAAAGAUUGCCAAAAAAUAUGGGAAACAAUGCAAAAGGCGUUUAUUUACAAGAACCCAUGUAAUAUUACAACAGAAGAUUAUCAGCUGUUACUGGAUUUGGCGAGUCAUCCUAUCCCCUGUAACAAGUCAUUAUUUUGGAGCAAGACAAAUGACCUUGUUCAUCGUUAUACAAAAACCAAUCACAGUUUCCUCACUCUGGAGGACACCUUGCUGGGCUAUAUGGCUGAUGGAGUCUCAUGGUGUGGAAACCCUUCUAGUCCAGGAAUUAACUAUGAAUCUUGUCCAAAAUGGAGUGAAUGCGAGAGCAACCCUACUUCUGUGUACUGGAAAAUGGCAUCCAAGAUGUUUGCAGAAGCAGCAUGUGGUGUGGUUCAGGUGAUGCUCAAUGGAUCAAUAGAAGCUGGAGCAUUCAGAAGUAACAGCAUUUUUGGAAGUGUUGAGAUCUUUAACUUAGACCCAGACAAAGUUUCUGCAGUGCAGAUUUGGCUUAUGCAGAACAUCGGUGGACCUGCAAGUGAGUCCUGCACGGGUCACUCCAUAACAAGGUUAAAAAGCAUCUUAGAGGAACGAAACUUACGUGUCUCCUGUGAGGACAAUUAUAGGCCAGUUCAGCUGCUUCAGUGUGCAAGUGAUCCUGACCAUGCAGACUGCAGACUUUGCACCAAUAGUGUACAGUGAAACACACCAUACUCCACAUUGCUUAAAUCAUUCCUUAACUGUGUAUGAUACUGAACAAGAAGAUGUGUAUAUACUGUAUAGAGCACUAUACAGUAUAAAUGUGUAUAGAAACACUGUAUGUUACCAGAAAAACCUUGCUGUGGCUGCAACACUCAUAGAUGAAUGAACGGAAAUGAUAUUUUAGGUGUGGUUACGGUACCCACACACACUUCCAACCUCUUCAGCCUGAGGGACAAACAUAUUGUUUCAGAAAGAUCAAGAGGACCACAAUAAGUGUUUUGGGUCAGAUUCUCAGCCCUGCUCCCCUCUCUUUACACAGCACAAGUGGUGCAAAGGGAACAGAAGCCACCUGCAAGUCCCCUGCUGGGGAUUCCCUGGGGUAGGGAAUACAUAGGGAAGAGCCAGGGCCCGCUCCAGCCACCAGCUUAGCAAGCAGGUGCUUGGGGUGGCCACUCAUGAGAGGGGUGGCAUGUCCAGGUAUUUGGCGGCAAUUCAGCGGAGGGUCCCUCGUUCCCGCUGGAGUGAAGGACCUCCUGCUGAAUUGCGGCAGAUCACUUUCACGUUUUUUUUUUGUUUUUGUUUUUGGCUACUUGGGGCGGCAAAACCCCUGGAGCCGGCCCUGGAAAGAGCCAUAGCCAUUUCUUCCCUUCCUUCCUGGCACACAGGGGAGUGUGGGAGGAGGGAAGGGGAAGUGGCUGGAAUAGCUGUGGUUUGGCUGUCCUCAGUGGGAAUGUGUUUCUUAGAAGACUGUAUCCAAAUGGUACAAGUUACAGCAGCCCACAAGCUACUCUGAACUGUACCAGGGCAGGAUGAGACCUAAUCAGUUACAGUUGUCAGCUUCUCUUUCCCCCCUCUCUCAGGCUGCCCUGUCUGGUUGUGUGAGGGAGGGCAGCCUUCCAUUGCUAGGCACUCCCCUAGUCUGGCACAGCCAGUUGAGUUUCUCUCCUGUUCUCUCUGGAGCGGCCAGAACCUGGAAGGGAAGUCUGCACCAUAAAAGCCAGAACUACUCUCACCUCCCUACCCAGCAUUGCAGUACGUGGCCAGCAGGGAAGGUGCUGAGCAGCUCUCAGAGCACUUCCAGCUCACACCAGACCUACUUCUGAGGCUGCAAGAGAGGAGGUGGGAGGCAGCUGGGGAAGAGGCAGCAACAGGGUCAAUUCGAACUCUUUCAUUUAAAAAUCACUGGGCACAGCUCAGGAAACACAUUUUCUUCUUAGCAAAGUCACCCUCAUAGUCUACAAAGUGGCCUCCAUGCCACAACUGGGACACCACUGAGAGAGAGACAGACUGGAAGAUCCCAAAAUAAGUAGUCUCUGCUUAGCUUCUGAAGUUGACGGUGACUUCUUUGUAGCAUACAAUUUCCAAGCAUACAUACUGUAGUACCAUAAACCGUAAGAGUUUUCUUAUAUUUCUUUUGCUGUCAUGAUACUGAGAUUCAGCUGAAACUGAAGACUUGGGGCCAGAGUCUGGCCUUGACUCUCUUCCCUUUGUGCUACUCUGACACAAAGGAAGAGAGCUGGGGCUUUCCUGAAAUAUGGAAAUCCCCAGGUGGUAUAAUACUAGCCUAGCCAGCAAUUUGCCACUCAUUUAGGCACAGGGGGUGUUCAUGGUGCAGACUGGUAAUUCCUAGCCAGGUCUGUGACUGGGAAUGUUUACAUUAAGGAGAAUUUUAACUUUCUAAUUGCACUCUGAUAUGUGGUUAUUGCAAUUAACUAAGACAUAUAUCAAUAACUUUAAUUCAGUUAUUUCUGACAAGAGGGUUGGAGAGUUUAAUAUUGGCUUUUGUACAUAUUUUGUCAUAAUACAAAAUGUUGAAUGUAAAAUGGUAAUGUACAAUAAAAUCACUGAUGGUGAGCGUUCCUAAUUCUA